AUGGAGGUCCUGAGUGUGGACCACUGGAGCACAGACGGACCGGAGGAGUGCCGCGCCUGGCUGGCCCCGGUGCAGCCGCCUGGCACCGGGGCGGCACACGACCCCUCACCGGACUACCUGCAGCCGUCGCCCUGCCCGAGCACCGGCUCCUACCACGAGAGCGGCUCCCCGGGGUCCUCCGGCCUCCCCAGCCCCCCCAGCUUCAGAAAGUCAGCCAAGAGCCCCUCCUCCUCCUCCUCGCUCAAGGUCCGGGACCUGUGCCGCCUGAACGGCACCGGGUCCGGGUCCGAUGAGGAGACGUGCGCCCGGCAGAGAGCCCCCCCCAGCAGACCGGGCCACGGGGUGCAGAAGCAGAGGCGCGUGGCCGCCAACGCGCGCGAGAGGAGGAGGAUGCACGGGCUGAACUACGCGUUCGACGAGCUGCGGAGCGUCAUCCCGGCGCUGGACAACGACAAGAAGCUGUCCAAGUACGACACCCUGCAGAUGGCGCAGAUCUACAUCAACGCGCUGGCGGAGCUGCUGGAGGGCCCGGUCAGCACCAGCACCAGCAGCACCAGCAGCGCGGACAUCUCCAGCUCCCACUCGCCAAACUGUGACAUUAUGCUUUCCUCCGACUCUGGCUUUGACGGAGCCUCAGACCGGGCCUCCACCUCCUCUGUGCCCGUCUCCUCCAGCGGUUUCCCCGGCACGACCUUCCGCUCCUCCUCCUCCUCCUCCGCCUUCGACAAGGAGUUCUCCGCCCUAAUCGAAGAGGCGAUGUGCUCGCCCUCCCCAGCUUCCUGCAGCCGGCCCGGCGGGAGGAAAGAGUCUCCCCGGAGCGACGGAGAGUUUUCUCCGCACUCUCACUUCAGUGACUCCGAUGAAAUAGCGAUGGAGCUCCACUCGAGCGAGGAAGACGACCUGUCCGACCUGAAGCUGCCCCGCCACCACCUGCACCGUCUCCCGGUGUCUUUCUGA
Messenger RNA from Limanda limanda (common dab), 957 nucleotides. It is a transcript of the gene atoh1a, whose product is annotated as atonal bHLH transcription factor 1a. The record is from RefSeq and is a predicted model, not a curated record. Bases 1 to 957 code for a protein of 318 amino acids. Gene Ontology annotation, molecular function: protein dimerization activity. NCBI's taxonomy places the organism in Eukaryota, Metazoa, Chordata, Actinopteri, Pleuronectiformes, Pleuronectidae. The transcript is spliced from 3 exons.